AUGUCUGUCAAAUUCGAGAAGGAAGUUACGCGAGUAACAGAGGGGAAUGAGUCUAUCAGGGCUGCGACGGGAGACCUGGCGCAUCGUCUCGGAGACCGUCUCACUGGAGGCAAAGCCACUGGAGCAAAUGGCUAUCUUCAAGCCUACCUCCUCCACCUCCAGAAGAACCCGCUGCGCACAAAGAUGCUCACCUCCGGUGUGCUCUCCGGUCUGCAGGAGCUGCUGGCCUCGUGGAUCGCGCACGAUGUCGGCAAGCACGGCCACUACUUCAGCUCGCGCAUUCCCAAGAUGUCCCUCUACGGAAUGUUCAUCAGCGCGCCCCUCGGCCACGUUCUCAUCGGAAUUCUCCAGAAGAUCUUCGCCGGCCGCACAAGUCUGAAGGCUAAGAUCCUUCAGAUCCUCGUUAGCAACCUGAUUAUCUCCCCCAUUCAGAACAGCGUCUACCUGACCUCCAUGGCUGUUAUUGCCGGUGCGCGCACCAUUCACCAGGUCCGUGCGACCGUCAAGGCCGGUUUCAUGCCCGUCAUGAAGGUGAGCUGGGUCACCUCCCCCUUGGCCCUGGCCUUCGCCCAGAAGUUCCUGCCCGAGCACGUUUGGGUACCUUUCUUCAACAUUAUUGGUUUCUUCAUUGGAACCUACGUCAACACCCACACCAAGAAGAAGCGCCUGGAGGCUCUCCGCAAGCGUUACGACCAGCGCCGCGACCCCGGUUACGAGAAGCGCGACUACCCUUAA
Penicillium brevicompactum is the source of this 735-nucleotide messenger RNA. RefSeq names its product Mpv17/PMP22 family protein. Gene Ontology annotation, cellular component: membrane; cytoplasm. The transcript is spliced from 4 exons. Bases 1 to 735 code for a protein of 244 amino acids. The record is from RefSeq and is a predicted model, not a curated record. NCBI's taxonomy places the organism in Eukaryota, Fungi, Ascomycota, Eurotiomycetes, Eurotiales, Aspergillaceae.